Messenger RNA from Camellia sinensis, 1351 nucleotides. The record is from RefSeq and is a predicted model, not a curated record. NCBI's taxonomy places the organism in Eukaryota, Viridiplantae, Streptophyta, Magnoliopsida, Ericales, Theaceae.
UUUAAAUAAGUGUAAAAACAAUUGGCGUGAAAAAACACGAAAGUGGAUGUUGAUGAAAUCUUUUAGAUCACCGCCUUCCUAUAAAGCCCCCAAAUCUUCAACUUAUUUCAAUCUUUCAAUCUCUCUCCACUCUCCUAAGCCUCUAAAACCCUUCUCUGAUUUUCACUCUCCUCUGUUCAAACUCGAAAUUUUUCAAGAAUGGACUUAGAAGAAGAGUACGAUCUAAGCUACAAUGACGAAGACGAAGAUGAGAUCACUCAAGAAGAUGGUUGGGUAGUGAUCAUUGCUUACUUUGAAGAGAAGGGUCUGGUUCGUUAACAGCUCGAUUCUUUUGAUGAGUUCAUUCAGAAGAACACUAUGCAAGAAAUCAUUGAUGAGUUAGCCGAUAUCGUGAUUCGACUCGAGUCCCAGCACAACCCUGGUCACCAAGCCGAUUUCACUGAGACCAUCUAUAAGAUCAGCUUUGUUCAUAUUUACUUGAAUAAGCCAAUGAUGACCGAGUCGGAUGGAGAAACUGCAACUUUGUUUCUGAAAGCUGUGAGAUUGAGGAAUCUAACAUAUUCAUUUCCCUUGUAUGUAGGCGUGACAAAGAGAGUUAUAAAGAAAGGACAUGAUGGUGAAGAAGUUACUGAAACUCAGGAUUUCACUAAAGUCUUCAUUAGGAAGGUUCCUAUAAUGCUUCGGUCAAGUUAUUACACGCUAUAUCAGAAUUCAAAGAAGGAUUUGACGGAGCUUGGAGAGUGUCCUUAUAUGAUCAAGGUGGGUACUUCUUCAUCAGUGAAAGUAAAAAGGUUCUAAUUGCACUUCUUCAUCAAUGAAAGUGAAAAGGUUCUAAUUGCUUAAGAGAAGAUGAGCACCAAUCAUGCCUAUGCAUUUAAGAAGAGGCAGCCAAACAAGUAUGCCUAUACGGGAGAAGUUCAGUCAAUGGCAGAGUCCCAAAACAGGCCACCCAGUUCCAUGUUUGUGCUAAUGCUCUCCCGAACUAGUGCCAAAGGGGUAAUGGCAUUAAAAAUGGUGUUUGUGUGCAUAUUGACUGAUGACCUCCUUUUCUUUUCCUAACAAUUUGUAUUAUUUAUAAAUUUGUAUUUUCUUAAUUGUUUGCUUUUCCAUUGGAUGGAAUAUCAGCUGAACAGAGAAACUUCUGAGAGAAAAAUGCAAUGCUUGGUGUUGGCUGCUAGAUUGGCUUCAAGCUUGUCAAUCUGUUUGUGCUCACAAAACGACUCACACUCUGUUAGGACACAUCAACCCAACUUAGAGUAGCUAUGCAAUAUUAUUGAGGAGGAGAUGGUACAUUUGUGAUAAUAAUUUGCAUAUGGUACACAUUUCAUAAUAUGAAUUUAACAAAAAAUUA